AUGACUAGUGAAAAUAGAACACCAUCAGCCAGCACAGCAUCCGAGUUAGCAACAGUCACAGUGUCAUCAAGAAUCCCUGAGUUUUGGUGCGAUCAAGCUCGCUUAUGGUUUGUGCAAUGUGAAGCCAUAUUAACACCUCAAAAACUAAGCGACGAAGCGAAGUUCAACUUAGUCGUCACGAAGCUGGGAAAAGACGUAAUACAACAAGUCAGAAACAUUUUACUUCAGCAACCCCAAACGAAGAAAUAUGACACCCUAAAAUCGAGAUUAUUAGCAGUGUACGAAGAAUCAGAAAAUCGUCAACUCCAAAAACUUUUGAGUGAAAUCGACCUUGGCGAUGAGAAACUAUCUCAACUUUUGAGACGCAUGCGAGAUUUAGCCAGGAGGAAAAUUCCCGACGAAACGCUGAGUAUCAUGUGGCAAUGUCAUUUGCCAGCCGCAGUACGCUCCGUCCUUGCCGUCACUGAUGUAAAAGAUUUGGAAAAUUUGGCUACUAUUGCAGACAAAAUUAUGGAAAAUACAAGGCCUAUUCAAAUAGCGGAGGUUAGUAGGAAACCGUCGACGUCAGCUGAUAACCUUUCCGUGUUGCAAGCACAGGUGGCUCAGUUAUCUUUACAAGUGAUGGAAUUGCAGAACAUUCAAAGAUUUCAACACAAAAAAUGA
Messenger RNA from Nymphalis io (European peacock), 663 nucleotides. RefSeq lists its product as uncharacterized. The transcript has a single exon. The coding region runs from base 1 to 663 and encodes 220 amino acids. The record is from RefSeq and is a predicted model, not a curated record. NCBI's taxonomy places the organism in Eukaryota, Metazoa, Arthropoda, Insecta, Lepidoptera, Nymphalidae.